Molecule: messenger RNA, 1877 nt
Organism: Aspergillus uvarum CBS 121591
Lineage: Eukaryota; Fungi; Ascomycota; Eurotiomycetes; Eurotiales; Aspergillaceae
Exons: 2
Coding region: 358-1773 (471 amino acids)
Source: RefSeq, a predicted model, not a curated record
CACGCUUUCCAUCACCCUACGAAUCGUCCACCCGAUUAGCCGCCGACGCUCCCCGAGCUCGCUGACCGCGCGCUCCCCUUUGCUCAACAUCGUUCCUCAAUUUGAUACCACACAACAAUACCUAUCAUAAAAAUAAUUUGAAUCUCCGGCCAGUUAAGCUGUGAGACCUAGCGUGGCACAGGCUUCAAACCGUAUAUAUACACAGUGGCUGUGUGAGACAGCACCCGAGAGGGUAUCUGUUCAGUUCGAGAUUGGAUCGGCGUGAAAGCUAUUUCUGCUGUCGACAGCUUUGCCAAGGAGUCGCACUUGCUUCGACCUUCUGCGUCUCAUUUCGCCCGGUCACCUUUCUUCAUCAGUAUGUCCACCGCGGUUGCGCCAGUCCAGGCUGCUCCGCUCACCUCGCCGCGCAUGACCCGUGACUUGAGUCCGAAGAAUUGCCCAACACUGGCACCCGCGACUUCGAAUAAUCAGAACAGCACUACGCCGCCUCGGUUGUCUGGACCGUCACGGGAUGGCUCGUUGACUCAAACAUCACCCGCAGGAAGGAAGCCGACCUCCCCAUCGUCGCAAAACGGAAUAAACUCUUCGAAAGUCAUAGUUAAGAAGGAGCCACCCUCGUCGCCCGCAAUGCAGUCCCAUACUCGACCUCGUCCCCGACGAUUGGAUCUCUCCACUAGCCUCCCUACCUCGGGAGGGUUGUCUGCCCGGGCUCCAGGCGGUCCGAUGACUGCCCGAGAUGGCCUCAAUAUGCAGAACGUCGGAAUCGCGUGCUUGUCGCCGGGCUUCCAAACCCACGACCCAGUCAUGAGGGAGCAACUCCAACGGAGUUUGUCAGUCCGUGAUCAGCAGAGAUCCAUCAUCGAAUCGCGUCUACAGAAAUCGGCCAAGGAUGAUGGGCCAGAGGGAAUCAAACCAUCGGACUCGUUUGGUUUGCCCAAGACAGCUGCCUCGAAGCGGAGACCACCGGGAUUGUCCAUCGUACCUCCAUCGGCAGCUCAAUUCGCAAAUGAGCGUGUGAUCCAAUCCGCACCACUGAACCAGACAUUUACAGGCCGCCAUGAGCCACAGCCAUUGACCCGCCAUAUCGUCAACCAGAGUCCUACUCUGGGGUCCACGUCUCAUAUUCACCAUGUUCCUGCCACCCAAACGAACAACCGCCUUCCACCACUCUCGGAUGUGUUUGGAUCGGACGCUCUAGGCGGCCGCGAAAGGGAAAUCAACAGGGGACCUUUCUACCCCGGCGCAUCCGGUGCCAGCUCAUCCCAGUCAAACAACUUACCGCCCAUCCCGUCUCCCAGGAUGUCCCGUGAAUCCGCUCAAAUCCCCAAGCGGCCAAGAGAGUAUCGCUCUGCCGAAGAAGCUGUCCAGGAGAUGUCGGGUGGUCGGGAAGAGCUUCUGCCUCGCAUUGUGCACUACGGCGGCCACCAACCGCCAACUCCACCGUCUCCGCGGAUUGCUAAUGGUCCCCCCAAAUCUGGCGCACCUCACCCGGAGAUUACGCCGGCGACAAAUGUGCAAGCGCAGCCAGCUCUGUAUCAUUUGGAAAGAUCUGCCCGUCGCCGCUCUCGAAAUGAGUACGAGCAUGAGCAUGGCAGUCCUCCACUCGGCCAUGGUCCCGAGCAACUCUAUCGCCCGAACCCAGCUCUGGCUUCUGGCGCAAGUACCAGCCGUGGUCCAUUUGGUGCCGGUAGAGACUCGCCCGAAACCCAGAGAAAGAAGAAGGAAGAGUUUCUCAGUCUUUGCGCCCGAGCAUGGGAUCUAUUCCAUUCUUGAAAGACUAGUGCGUCGUCUCUGCAUCCUAUCACCUGAAGGGUGGCUUCGCCCAGUCGCCAGGGCCACCGGCCUUUAUGAGCCACAUAACAUAGCACGUACUUGUU